AUGCCUCAUCUACGGCAAACCAAGAACUCCUACCAAAUGAUCGUCAAUGGCAAGCCUUUCAUGAUGUUAGCAGGCGAGUUGCAUAACUCGUCACUAUCAUCAGCAGCGUACAUGUCGACCGUGUGGCCGACCAUGAAGCACAUGAACAUCAACACGUUGCUCGGCUCAGUGACUUGGGAGAUGAUCGAGCCCGUUGAAGGUCAAUUCGACUUCUCCGAAUUAGACAAAGUGAUUCUCGGCGCCCGAGAGCAUGGUCUGCACCUGGUUUUGCUCUGGUUCGGUAGCUUCAAGAACGCACUGUCGACAUACGCACCUGCUUGGGUGAAGAGAGACGUCAACCGCUUCCCACGUGUGCACGUGCUGGACGACGACAGGAAACUCAAGACCAUCGAGCUAGUCUCGCCAUUCAACAGUAGAGCAUGGGAAGCGGAUGCCAGAGCAUUCGGAACCUUGAUGAAGCACCUCAAGCAAUUCGAUGGGGAGCAUUCGACUGUUCUGAUGGUGCAAGUGGAGAACGAGACCGGCUUGUUGGGAGACAGCCGUGAUCGCUCACGUGCAGCAGAUGUGGCUUUCAAUGCACCCGUGCCCUCGGAUCUGUUGGCACACUUGAAGAGCCAGGAACGCCUGCAUCCUAUGUUCGAGAAACGCUGGCCAAGGUUCCAGGCUACAAAGGCCGAGAACACUAGCUGGGAGGCUGUCUUUGGCAAAGGCGUUGCCGCGGAGGAAAUGUUCAUGGCCGACGCAUUCGCCAGAUACGUUGGACAUGUCGCGGCAGCCGGCAGGAAAGCAUACAACAUUCCCAUGUACGCGAACGUGUGGUUGAACUUCGAUGACCCUUCUGUUCUCGAUCUCGAAGGCAUACCUCUAGGCGAAGGCACACCCACAGUUGCUGGCGGGGGAGCCAAGGCUGGCGUAUAUCCGUCUGGUGGCCCAGUACCGCAUGCACUAGACAUCUGGAACUACCACGCCGUUGACGACACCAAGCUGAACUUCAUUGCCCCAGACUUGUACUUGCAUGACUAUGAUUGGGUGUGCAAGCAGUACACGUACAGAAACAACCCACUCUUCAUUCCAGAACAGAAGGCCGAUGCCUUUGGCGUUCGAAGAACAUGGCUGGCGUAUGGAACCUACGGCUGUAUGGGUUGCAGCCCCUUUGGCAUCGAUACCGUCGAGUUGGACCCAACAGAAUUGGCUUUCUGGCGUCGAAGCAACGGGCUGCUUCACUGCAUGAGGAGAGAGAUUCUCACUGUACAAGCAGAUCGGCCUGAAGAUAUGUUUGGAUUCUUCUUUGAUGAGUUGAAAGACGGCAAGCCUCCUGGUCAAUGGCGGAAAACAUUCGGUGAUAUGGAAGUCAUUGUUGAUCGGUCAUUCGUGUUUGGCCGGCCUGGCCCUGGAUAUGGCAUCGUCAUACAUCAAGGGGAAGGAAAAUUCCUCCUCAUUGGUAGCGGCUUCCAGACCACGUUCCGAAGCACCAAGCCUGAAUCAACCUUCACAGGCAUUCUGUCAUCGGAGGAAAAGAUGGUCGACGAGGACGGCAAACUGACGACUUUGCGGACGAUGAACGGCGAUGAGACUCGGAGCGGAGCGUUCUUCAUGAUGCCAACGGAAGAGCCAGAUUACGGUGGCUUCCCAAUCCGAGUAACGAUACCGGCGAGAACGUACAUUGCAGAGGUGACUGCCUACAGUUUGGAGGAAAACGCCGAGCACUAUUAG
Molecule: messenger RNA, 1713 nt
Organism: Cyphellophora attinorum
Lineage: Eukaryota; Fungi; Ascomycota; Eurotiomycetes; Chaetothyriales; Cyphellophoraceae
Exons: 1
Coding region: 1-1713 (570 amino acids)
Biological process (GO): carbohydrate metabolic process
Cellular component (GO): cell wall; vacuole; beta-galactosidase complex
Molecular function (GO): beta-galactosidase activity
Source: RefSeq, a predicted model, not a curated record